This is a messenger RNA of Formica exsecta, 3648 nucleotides long. RefSeq names its product 1-phosphatidylinositol 4,5-bisphosphate phosphodiesterase-like. The transcript has 17 exons. Gene Ontology annotation, molecular function: phosphatidylinositol-4,5-bisphosphate phospholipase C activity; calcium ion binding. Bases 92 to 3469 code for a protein of 1125 amino acids. The record is from RefSeq and is a predicted model, not a curated record. Gene Ontology annotation, biological process: phosphatidylinositol-mediated signaling; lipid metabolic process. NCBI's taxonomy places the organism in Eukaryota, Metazoa, Arthropoda, Insecta, Hymenoptera, Formicidae.
CGAGUGCCGCGGUGACACUAUCUCAUUCGAGUAUUGGACUAGCUCACGUCAAAGUUUACCUCAAUAGCGUUCCGCUUAAACUUACCGAGACAUGACAAAGAAGUUCGAAUUUAAUUGGCGCAUCGAAGUACCGGAGCUCUUGACGAAGGGCGCGGUAUUCGAUCGAUGGUUCGAAGAUAAAGAGACGACCGAAUACGAGCCGAAUUGCCUAUUCAAAGCCGACGAGUACGGGUUCUUUAUCUAUUGGAAAAGCGACGGCAAGGACGGAGAUGUCAUAGAAUUGGCUCAAGUAAGCGACAUUCGUUACGGAGGCACGCCAAAGGAGCCAAAAUUAUGCAACAAAUUAAGUAAACAUGGAACGUUGGAGCAGUUGGACGAAAAAAGUUUAACUAUAUGUUCUGGAGUAGAUUAUACAAACAUCCAUUAUCAGCAUAUUGUAUGUCCGGAUGCACAAACAGCUAAGGAUUGGCAGAUUGCUUUGCGUUUAAUUACGCAUAACACAAAAGCGUCUAACAUUUGUCCGACGACACAGCUUAUGAAGCAUUGGAUGCGGCUAAGUUUUCAAGUCGAUCCAAAAGGAAAGGUCCCUGUGAAAGUGAUAUCAAAGACUUUUGCAUCUGGAAAGACCGAGAAACUUGUUUAUCAAGGAUUAUCGGAACUGGGUUUGCCCAAUGGAAAGAACGAUAAAAUAGAGCCUGAGGCUUUCACGUUCGAUAAGUUCUACAGUUUGUACUUUAAGAUUUGUCCUAGAAAUGAUAUCGAAGAACUUUUUCAAUCAAUUACAAAAGGAAAAGUCGACACUAUAAAUUUGUUGCAACUCGUGGAAUUUAUGAAUACGAAACAGAGGGAUCCACGGCUCAACGAAAUCUUGUAUCCUUUGUACACUGAGAAGAGAUGCACGGAAAUCAUCAAUGACUACGAGAUGGACGAAAAAAUGAAAGCGGAAAAAAAGUUGACGAAAGAUGGCUUUAUACGGUAUUUAAUGUCGGAUGAAAAUGCGCCGGUGUUUUUAGACAAAUUAGAUGAAUGGAUGGAGAUGGACCAACCGCUCUCACAUUAUUACAUUAAUUCAAGCCACAACACUUACCUCAGCGGUCGCCAAAUCGGUGGCAAGAGCACCGUUGAAAUGUAUCGACAAGUUCUGCUUGCUGGUUGCAGAUGCGUCGAGUUGGAUUGUUGGGAUGGUAAGGGCGAAGACGAGGAGCCCAUCAUAACCCAUGGCAAAGCUAUGUGUACCGACAUCCUCUUCAAGGAUGUGAUCUACGCUAUAAGAGACACUGCAUUUGUCACUACCGAGUAUCCUGUGAUUUUAAGCUUCGAGAAUCAUUGCUGCAUGAAACAGCAAUAUAAGCUGGCAAAAUAUUGCGACGAGAUAUUCGGCGAUCUGUUGCUAAAGGAGCCCCUGAAAGAUUAUCCUCUCGAGCCAGGGUGUCCUCUCCCUCCACCAUGUGAAUUGAAACGCAAGAUAUUAAUAAAGAACAAGCGGUUGAAACCAGAUGUGGAAAAAGUCGAGCUCGAGCUUUUCCGUGCCGGACAAUUCGAAGACAAAGAUGAAGAUGUAGAAGAUGCCAGCGCACCCGCAGUUGCUCCACCUCCGGAGCCGCCAAAGGUUAUUAAUUACAUUAAUGAAUUUUUAGAGAAACGAAAACUAAGUCGUUUUCCCUCUCUCUGGAAAAGUAAAAAAUUUCUGGAAUUGUCUUCGAUAUAUUUGGGCGAGGGAACCGAGGAGGUACAAGUGACUCAAUACACGAGCAGCACUAUGCGGGUUCACCCUUUACUUUCCUCGAUGAUAAACUACGCGCAACCAAUAAAGUUUCAGAGUUUUGAAGCGGCAGAGAGCAAGAAUAUACAUCAUAAUAUGUCUUCGUUUUCCGAGACCGCCGCUCUUAACUAUCUGAAAACUCACUCCGUCGAGUUCGUUAAUUACAACAAGCGGCAAAUGAGUCGAAUAUAUCCAAAGGGCACGAGGGCUGAUUCCUCGAAUUACAUGCCUCAGGUCUUCUGGAACGCUGGCUGCCAGAUGGUAGCUUUGAAUUUCCAAACCCCGGAUCUGCCGAUACAGCUCAAUCAGGGGAAAUUCGAGUACAACGGGACUACGGGCUACCUGCUGAAGCCCGACUUCAUGCGAAGACCUGAUCGAAGCUUCGAUCCUUUUUCCGAGGACGUCGACGGUAUCAUCACCGCGCAAUGCGCGGUUCAAAUCAUAGCCGGACAAUUCUUGUCGGACAAGAAGGUGGGCACGUACGUGGAAGUUGAUAUGUACGGUCUACCGGCAGACACAAUUAAGAAAGAAUUCAGAACACGAAUGGUGCCGGCGAACGGUCUGAAUCCGGUCUACAACGAGGAGCCAUUCUUAUUUCGAAAGGUCGUGCUUCCCGACUUGGCGGUGCUCAGAAUUGGCGUGUAUGAAGAGAAUGGCAAGUUGCUUGGGCAACGAAUCUUACCUUUGGACGGUCUUCAGGCCGGCUACAGACACAUCUCUUUAAAGACUGAAGCAAACUUCCCGAUGGCGUUGCCGAUGCUCUUUUGCAACAUAGAACUGAAGAUUUAUGUCCCCGAUGGAUUCGAAGAUUUUAUGGCUGCCUUGUCGGAUCCGGGUGGUUUUAGCAAGGCUAGUGAGAAGCAGAGCGAAACGAUGAAGGGGCUCGGAAUAGAACAGACGGAUGCCAAGGCUGAAGCUAAGAAGAAGAAGGAGGAAGAGACAAAAAGGGAGGAACUAAAAUUGGAACCUGUCACGCUAGAAUUCUUGAAAAAAGAAAAAGGUUUCAAACCCGGCAAAAAGCAUCAGAAAGAAUUGGAUGCCAUGAGAAAAAAGCAUAUGAAGGAAAGACAAACCAUGCAGAAGAAUCAUUGCAGUGCCAUCGAGAAGCUAACUAAAGGAAAAGACAAAAAUUCGUUGGCGCAAGACGCUAAUGUGAAGAAAGUUAUAAGCGAACAAACGGCUCAAUGGUCCGCUAUGAUGGAGAAGCAGAGGAAGGAGGAAUGGGAAUUAUUGAAGAAUCAAACGCAAGGCUCUCGUGACGAAUUAAAGAGACUGAUCGAGGUCGUGCAAGCCACACAAGUUAAACAGAUGCAGGCGAAACACGACAAAGACGCUAAGGAAAUGAAUGCCAAUCAAGCGAAAAUAUCUGUGGAAACGGCGAAAGAGAUAAUGAACGACAAGACUUUGAAAACGAAGGGUGACAAGGAUAGGCGGCUUCGUGAAAAGAAGCAACAAAACACAAAGAAAUUUAUGGAUGAGAGAAAAACUAUGGAGAUCAAGCAGGGUCGUGAAAAGGAAAAGCUGAAGGUUACGCACGAAAAACAAGUGGCAGAUUUGGACAAGGAUAUCGACGCGGUAGGCCUAUGCGUAGUGAUAAAAAUUUGCUGUAACAAAUAUGCUAAUUUUUUAAAUAAAAGAAGAUGCCGAGUUCUUUGCAAUUGGAUUACAGGGACCAAUAUUAGCAUUCUAUUUUUUUCUUGCUUUUAGAGUAAGCAUUUUUAAUUAUAGUUUCCUGUUCUGAAAUUUGAUUCUGUUUUACAUUACGAGUGAAGAAAAAAAUCACGAUAUUAUUAAAUAUUUUGUUGUAUUGUCCAACAUCUAUGAAUAGAGAAGAUAAAUAAUUAAUUAGUAGUACAUAAUAAAUAAUUGAAUAAAUAAUAAAGAAA